This is a messenger RNA of Alternaria postmessia, 1254 nucleotides long. RefSeq lists its product as uncharacterized. NCBI's taxonomy places the organism in Eukaryota, Fungi, Ascomycota, Dothideomycetes, Pleosporales, Pleosporaceae. The coding region runs from base 1 to 1254 and encodes 417 amino acids. The transcript is spliced from 2 exons. The record is from RefSeq and is a predicted model, not a curated record.
AUGCGUUCCACAAUUGCCGUAUCCGUCUUUGCGCUCUCCGCCUCGGUUCUCGCAGCCCCUACUCCCCAGGUUGCUGCUGUCUCUGGCCUCGUUGGUGGUCUUACCAGCACUGUCGGCUCUGUCACCAACCCCAGCGCUGGCAGUGACAACUUGAUCUCUGGCAACGGCAACAACAACGGCCAGAACAACGGCAAUGGAAACUCUGCUGGCAAUGCCAACGGUAACAACAACCAGGCUGGUACCGGCAACGCUGCUGGUAACGGCAACACCUUCAACCUCAAGCCUCUCGGUGGCAUCCUAGGAAAUGCCAAGCGUGGUCUUGUUGGCACCGUCGAGGGCGUCCAGGUUGCCGGACCCAUCGUCGAUGGCGUCCUUGACGGCCAGGGCGGUCUGCUCAACGGCGUCACCGUCGGCCCUACCACCGACUCCCUCACUAAGGGUCUUCUCAACCGUGGUCUUACCGACAGUCUUGACCUCAGCAAGCUGAGCCAGACCCAGCUCCUCUCUCUCCUCGGCCAGGUCACUGGCGCCCUCCAGACCGGUGAUGCCACUUCCGGCGUCACUGAUACGGUUAAGCCCGUCACUGGAGGCCUCUUGAAGCGCGCGGGUACCCUCCUCCCUGGUGUCACUGACACCCUUAACGGUGUUGUUAGCACUGUUGGCACCACCGUUAACUCUGCUAAGGGAAACACUGGCUCGACCACUGACACUGUUAAGCCUGUCACUGGUGCUGUUGGAGGUCUUGUCGGCGUUGAUGGUGUCAUGAAGCGCGCAGGCACUCUCAUCCCUGGUGUCACUGGCACCCUUAACGGUGUUGUUAGCACUGUUGGCACCACCGUUAACUCUGCUAAGGGAAACACUGGCUCGACCACCGACACUGUCAAGCCUGUCACUGGUGCUGUCGGAGGUCUCGUAGGCACCAACAAUGUCUUGAGGCGCGAGGUCCUUGGCGGCGUCACCGGCGCCGUCAACGGUCUUGUUGGCUCCGUCUCCACCACCGCAGGCUCCGUCACUGGUGCCACUGCUGGCAGCGGUAACUCGCUUCUCAACAACGGCAACGGCAACGGUCAGGGCAAUGGCAACAACAACCAAGCCGGUAACGGUAACGGAAACGGAAACUCUGCCGGCUCUGGCAACUCUGCCGGCAACAACAACGACUUCAACGUAAGUCCCGAAACCGAGCUCCCCAACAUCAACGGCCCGCUCGUCAAGCUGCCUGAUGUCAACGUUGCUCCUGUGGUCAAGUCAGUCUAG